AUGACUUCCAUAUCUUCAUCCUCAGCACAAUUGACAUGCCUAUGCGGCGCCAUCUCGGCGUCCGGCACCCUGCUCUCCAGCUCAGAGAUUCCCAUCAAUGCUGCAAUCUGCCAUUGCAAUCCAUGCCGUUAUACAUCAGGGUCCCUGGGCAUCGCAUUCCCACUCCUCAAGGAACCUCCACCUCAGGAGACUCUCUCAAAGCUUACAGGAUAUAACAGCUCGCAGAAGCUGACGCGCUACUUCUGCCCGACUUGUGGCUGUCAUUGCUUCCACAUCAACCAUCACAGUCAAAAGUGGUAUUGUCAGGGGGGAAACGUCGAGCCCAGUCCGGCCUUCGAGUCGAGCAAUUCGCACACUGACAUAUUGUGGCCCAAGGACACGGUCAAGAUCUCGCACCAUGAUUUCGUCCUCGACACCGUCGAUGGUGGAUUGACUCCUCUCCUGUUGAAUCUCAAUGGUCGAACAGUCCCAACUUGGUCCGCUGCCUCACCACCACAACCGCCUUCUCCUCAACAAGAAGGACACGACUCGUUCGACCUCCCGCAUGAGACUGUGUUGUCUCUCCCUCGGAAAUCACUCGGCACGCUCUCAUCGCCCAAAGAGGACUCCUAUCUCCCAGCAAAAUGUCAUUGCGGGGGAGUCUCGCUUCUAAUUAAACGCGCCAUCUUCGAUCAUGAAGGUCCCGCUCGCUAUAUUCCUUCCGAUCCCACAAAGUACUUGACGUACCUCUGCGCCUGCCGCUCCUGCCGCCUUUCAACCGGCGUGUCAUUAACGGCGUGGACGCUUGUUCCAUCUGAAAAUGUGUUCAACGCCAACGCUCCUGCAACCGCCAGCAAUGAUAAUGAGAGCAAUCUGACGCCCGUAGUCUUUGGAAAGCCCGCUUCCAGCGCAGAUGCGAAUCCCGGACUGUCAUUGACGUAUCACUGGUCAUCGCCAGAUGUGUGUCGAAGUUUCUGUGGCAACUGCGGCGCAACGGUGUUUUACUGGUGUGGUCAAAGACCAGACGAGCUGGAUUUAGCCACGGGCAUUUUGAGAGCGGAGGAAGGGAGUAUGGCGAGAAGAUGGCUAGAGUGGGUUUGGGGGCGGUGUAGUUUCACGGAGGAGAGUGUGGAUCAGGAGAUGUGCGAGGCGUGGUUAGGCAGUGCAGAGGAAGGGAAGAAAAGUCGAUAA
This is a messenger RNA of Rhinocladiella mackenziei CBS 650.93, 1170 nucleotides long. RefSeq lists its product as uncharacterized. The record is from RefSeq and is a predicted model, not a curated record. The transcript has a single exon. NCBI's taxonomy places the organism in Eukaryota, Fungi, Ascomycota, Eurotiomycetes, Chaetothyriales, Herpotrichiellaceae. Gene Ontology annotation, molecular function: carbon-sulfur lyase activity. Bases 1 to 1170 code for a protein of 389 amino acids.